This is a messenger RNA of Gekko japonicus, 753 nucleotides long. RefSeq names its product transmembrane protein 72 (gene TMEM72). Lineage: Eukaryota; Metazoa; Chordata; Lepidosauria; Squamata; Gekkonidae. The transcript is spliced from 5 exons. Bases 1 to 753 code for a protein of 250 amino acids. The record is from RefSeq and is a predicted model, not a curated record.
AUGAAGCAGGUGGCUUUUUGGACAAGCCUCGAACUCAGUUGCCGUCUGCUGGGGGUCAGCACUGGAGCAGUGCUCGUUGGGGUGGGCGCCCAGACGCUGCUGCGGGGACAGUUCAAAAGCCUGGCCGUCUACUUGCUUUUUUCAGGAGCCACCAUUUUGGUAUAUGAAGCCGCCUACUUCGCCAGCCUCCUCCUAGCAGCCUGCUCAGUCCUCCCAGUGGUAUUUACAAGGCACCCUUGCUGGAAGGAAGUCCGCCGCUGCAGGCCCUUCCAGAAGUUCCUGGCCUACGUGCUGCUGUCGGUAGCUUGCUUCCUGCACCCCGUGCUUGUCUGGCACGUCACAAUCCCAGGAACGAUGCUGGUUCUGAGUGGCCUGGCCUAUUUCCUGCUCAGCAAGAAGCACAAAGAAACCGCAGCAAAUGGGCCAUUGGGCCAGUACAGCGACAGCUGCCCCGCAUCCACAGCCGAGACGAGCCCAGAUGACACGGAGCAGACGUACACCUUCCUCGGAGGAUCACGCAGAGGGCCACGGGGCUCCCUCCUCUCGUACGCACGGAGCAUCCUCACAGGUCUCCGGAGCCAGGAAGGUGCGGUGAACUCUCCCGACGUACUGACGACAAGGAGGCAGGGGCGCUUUGGGGAGAAGGCGGUCAGCAUUGUCCUCUCCGUCCAAGACAACGCCGGGAGCCUGGCUCAGGAAAGCACAUCCGACACGGCCCCCAUCCUUGGCCCCACGGCUGCGACGUCCCCAUAG